Molecule: messenger RNA, 1343 nt
Organism: Lethenteron reissneri (Far Eastern brook lamprey)
Lineage: Eukaryota; Metazoa; Chordata; Hyperoartia; Petromyzontiformes; Petromyzontidae
Product: chymotrypsin-like elastase family member 2A
Biological process (GO): proteolysis
Molecular function (GO): serine-type endopeptidase activity
Source: RefSeq, a predicted model, not a curated record
CAUGAAUACAUUUUACUUCCUUGUAUGUCCAUGUAUAUAUAGGCUGCGCGUCGGUCAUUUGACAGCGUGCGGAAAACCCCAAUCAAGAAAUCAUGGUCACUCUCCUGAUCUUCACUUUCCUGCUGAAUCAAGCAUUCGUCUCGGCUCAGACUUGUGGUUUAUCUGCGAUUGCUCAACAUAAUCGCAUUGCAGGUGGUAGUGAGGCCACUCCUCACAGCUGGCCUUGGCAGGUUUCUGUGCAAUACUACAGUUCGGAGACAAACAGAUGGUACCACUCUUGUAGUGGAACCCUAAUCGCCCCACAGUGGGUUCUCACAAGUGGCAGCUGUGCCAACGACACGUAUUAUCUACGAGUAGUGCUUGGCAAGCACAAUAUAUACCAGCAGGAGGCUGGGGCAUAUGUUUCAGAAGUCUACCUUACUGCUUACCAUUCCGGAUUGAACGUCACCAGCAGUGAAAAAGACAUUGGAUUGAUUAAGCUGAAAGCACCAGUGACGCUGAACAAUGGAAUACAGUUCGCCUGCCUUCCCAGUGACAACGAGCGACUGUCAUUGACAAGCACAUGCUACGCCAUCGGCUGGGGCUCCAGAAUAAGCGAUGGUUUACUUACCAGUACACUUCAGCAAGCCAAACUACCAGUGAUGGACGACAACACAUGCAAAUUAAGCACAUUUUGGUCUAAUAAAUUACCUGCAAACACAACAUGUGCUGGUGAUGGAACAAGCGGUGCAUGCGAUGGUGAUUGGGGUGGACCGCUACUAUGUCGGAAGAGUGACAAUUCAUGGGUUGCACAUGGCGUUGUUACAUUUAUAUCAGCAGUGAAUUGUCAAAAUUACUAUAAGCCUACAGUCUUCACUCGUAUAUCUGCCUACAUUCCCUGGAUUCAAAACGUGAUGGCGCGUUAUUAAACUCAGAAGGACAUUCUUGUGGGCGAUGAACAGUACCAUCAAGAUGGUGAUCGCCGUCUUAACACAUACUGGAUCAUUGAUAUUUACAUCAUAAUGUUUCUUGAAAUAUUAACACAAGCUUGUUUAAUGUAAUAUGAAUCAAUGUUUCCAUUUAUAAUUUCUCAAUGCUUGUCAUGUAAUUCCUGUAAUUUUUCCCUUUUCUCUUCUAAAGCAAUAAUUCUGAACUCUAAGACGUACUUCAAAUUUGUUUCAGUAAUUCUACUGUUAAAAGCACAUAUAAAACACAGGUUUUCUUUUUAUAUAGCACUAUAAAUUAGUUCUUUCGAGAAACCUUUAUAUGUUAUACUCGUGGUUGCAUGAUUAAAAUGUUAUUUCAUAAAUAAAAAUUGUGAUUCCAAAUAGAUGGACAGUCACCCCUUUUGUACAACAAAUACA